Messenger RNA from Pseudopipra pipra, 2344 nucleotides. RefSeq names its product capping actin protein of muscle Z-line subunit alpha 1 (gene CAPZA1). NCBI's taxonomy places the organism in Eukaryota, Metazoa, Chordata, Aves, Passeriformes, Pipridae. The transcript is spliced from 10 exons. Gene Ontology annotation, cellular component: F-actin capping protein complex; actin cortical patch. Gene Ontology annotation, molecular function: actin filament binding. Gene Ontology annotation, biological process: actin cytoskeleton organization; barbed-end actin filament capping. Bases 67 to 927 code for a protein of 286 amino acids. The record is from RefSeq and is a predicted model, not a curated record.
CGCUCCCCGCUCGCCGGGCGGCGCUCCCGGCAUGCACCGCGCGGGGCCGGGCCCGGAGCUGCCAAGAUGGCGGACCUGGAGGAGCGGGUGUCGGAUGAGGAGAAGGUGCGUAUAGCUGCAAAAUUCAUCACUCAUGCACCCCCUGGGGAGUUCAAUGAAGUAUUCAAUGAUGUCCGGUUACUGCUCAACAAUGACAAUCUUCUCAGGGAAGGAGCAGCACAUGCAUUUGCACAGUACAACAUGGAUCAGUUCACUCCAGUGAAGAUAGAAGGGUACGAGGAUCAGGUCUUAAUCACAGAACAUGGUGAUCUGGGCAAUGGCAGAUUUUUAGACCCAAGAAACAAACUUUCUUUUAAGUUUGAUCAUUUAAGGAAAGAAGCAAGUGACCCCCAGCCUGAGGACACGGAGUCGGGUUUAAAGCAGUGGAGAGAUGCCUGUGACAGUGCCCUGAGAGCCUACGUGAAAGAUCAUUAUCCCAACGGCUUCUGUACUGUUUAUGGUAAAUCUAUAGAUGGGCAGCAGACAAUUAUUGCCUGUAUUGAGAGCCACCAGUUCCAGCCCAAAAACUUCUGGAACGGGCGCUGGAGAUCAGAAUGGAAGUUCACCAUCACACCACCAACAGCUCAAGUGGCUGCAGUGCUCAAAAUCCAGGUCCAUUACUAUGAAGAUGGCAAUGUCCAGCUGGUUAGUCAUAAAGACAUCCAGGACUCUGUACAGGUGUCAAGUGAUGUCCAGACUGCUAAGGAGUUUAUUAAGAUAAUAGAAAACGCAGAAAAUGAGUACCAGACAGCAAUCAGUGAGAACUACCAGACCAUGUCAGACACCACUUUCAAAGCCUUACGCCGGCAGCUGCCCGUCACCCGCACCAAGAUCGACUGGAACAAAAUCCUCAGCUACAAGAUUGGCAAGGAAAUGCAGAAUGCCUAAGGCAGGGGCAGAGAGGUUCUGUGAAAUGGUGGUGUGUGCAAAAAAAAACCAACCAAACAAAACAAAAAACAAAACGAACGUGGUCCUAUGCCAAGUAGGUGGUUCCUAAACCAGAGCAGCAUUUUUUUAGGGCUUUCAAAGUUAACAGGUUUUCUAGCCUCAGAGGGAACUGUGGAACAAAUAGCGUUGUCUUUGUGUUUUGUGUUUCCUGCCACGUAAACUUCCUGUUGUAAUGCAUUUAAUAGGUCAUUUUAAUUCAGCCAGUCGUGGCUCCGAGGUAUCGCUGUUUUCAAUCACUGGUUGGAAAACUUCCUAGCUGGAAAAGCCCUAUUGUAACCCCCAGAGGAGGGUGCAGAGCAUUCCCUUCACCUGUAUUACACCACUCCAGGUACUCCAGUGAGUCUGUCAAACCUGCCAACAGCUCACAAACGCUGCAAGACACAGUAAAUGCAAGACAGUGAGUCCUUGUGUAUCCUUAUUCCCAACCUCCACGAAGCAGAAGGCCUGCAGGCUUAGAUUUUACUGUAUAAAAUAAGUUUACAGGAUCCUUUACAGAACUCCCUACUCACCCAGCUCUUCCAGGGAUGUAUUUUUUUUUUGUUUGUUUUUUACUCUGAAAAUCCAUGUUCCCUAAAAGUGAACAUCUCUGCUCUCCCCUCUCUCGUGUCCUUACGGUUACCAAACAUCUGCAUUUUUACAGAACAAGUUCCUGUGUUCACUCUGCUGGUCCAAAAGGGCUGGGUAGUGAUUAAAAAUGCAAAUGUCUACAGAAUAAUAGGUAUGUUGUGCUUUAAUGCUUUGUGGCAGGUUCAUAGAUUUGUAUCACAGGUGUAUGGAUGGAUAGUGUACAAAAUAAAUAAACUUGCACCAAAGUGAGAGAAAAAAAAUCCUUUCCCUUUUGUCUCAGUUGUGGCCAGUUUCUUAUCAUACUUAGGUGGGAUUUUGGAAUGAAUCUCUUCUAGAUGCUUGCUAUGUGUUACUGUUUGGGUUUUUUCCCUGUAACAUCAAGACUAGCAGUCCUACAAGUUUGUCCAAAGGGGAGGUUGAAGAGACACAUGCCUUUCUCAGAGCUCAGAACAUGGAUUCACUGCAAAAAUUAACCCCCUUGGGUGAAUUCCCUUUGCUUUUGUUUGCACUUUGUUAUCGCUGGGCCGCCUUGCAGGUCCUGGUUUUUAAACUGGCUCAUGUCUUCCUGUUUUUAAAUACACAGAGGAAGGGGUUGGGAAGAGAGGGAUGGGGCUGCCUGUGCAUCACACCUCAGGUUUUGCACAGUAAUACCACAAAAUAAGUGUGUCUAUCCUUUGUGAGUUUUGUCUAAAUGAAAUAUAUUUGUAUUUGCUGUUGAGACUGACCAUUCAUCCCUCAGGCAUCCUCUGUAUCAACUAGUCUAGUGCAAAUACACUGGUCUUUGUUUAAA